Egretta garzetta (little egret) is the source of this 4504-nucleotide messenger RNA. RefSeq names its product SEC62 homolog, preprotein translocation factor (gene SEC62). The record is from RefSeq and is a predicted model, not a curated record. Bases 285 to 1565 code for a protein of 426 amino acids. Gene Ontology annotation, biological process: post-translational protein targeting to membrane, translocation. The transcript is spliced from 8 exons. NCBI's taxonomy places the organism in Eukaryota, Metazoa, Chordata, Aves, Pelecaniformes, Ardeidae. Gene Ontology annotation, cellular component: endoplasmic reticulum membrane; endoplasmic reticulum.
GCCUGUCUUUAAUCGCCGCGUUAUACUUAGGAUCUCACCCGUUACCAGUGCCGAACAAUAGCAGGAGAACAACAAUCAUCAAAAUACCCGGGCGAGCAGCCACCUCAGCCCAGAGCUGGUGCCUGUGCCAGUGGUCGGUGAGCAGAAGACAGGGGACAGACGGUAUAAGCAUCUUAAAAACAAACGUGCCCCGGCCAGGAAAUGAUGUGGCGAGGAAAGGAAAUUUGUUUUUAGAAAACGUAAACAAACAGCCGCGUCUAAAAAUAGACCUAAUCAGCUUUGAGAUGAUGUUAAAACGUAGUGAUAAUUUUAUGGUAUCACUUCAAGGCAAAAUGAAGACUGCUUUAGGUAUUUUCACUUACCUGGAAGCCUGGACUUCUCGAUAUAUAACUUUAACAGAGGUCGGUGAGCCGUUCAAAGAGGAGAAGGCUGUUGCUAAAUACUUACGUUUCAACUGUCCAACAAAAUCCACCAACAUGAUGGGCCACCGAGUUGAUUAUUUUAUUGCCUCAAAAGCUGUGGAUUGCCUCCUGGAUUCUAAAUGGGCAAAGGCAAAGAAAGGAGAAGAGGCUUUAUUUACAACCCGAGAGUCUGUAGUUGACUACUGCAACAGACUCCUGAAAAAACAGUUCUUUCAUCGAGCAUUGAAAGUGAUGAAAAUGAAACCUGACAAGGACACAAAGAAAGAAAAGGAAAAAGGAAAAGCCGAGAGUGGGAAAGAAGAAGAGAAAAAGAGCAAGAAGGAAAGUGGCAAAGAUGAAAAAACUAAGAAGGAGAAAGAAAAGGAAAAGAAAAAGGAUGGUGAAAAAGAGGAGUGUAAGAAGGAUGAGACCCCAGGAACACCCAAGAAAAAGGAAACUAAGAGGAAAUUUAAGCUUGAGCCACACGAAGACCAAGUGUUCUUGGAUGGAAAUGAGGUGUAUGUGUGGAUCUAUGACCCCGUUCACUUCAAAACUUUUGCCAUGGGGCUUGUACUUGUGAUUGCUGUUAUAGCUGCAACUCUGUUCCCGCUCUGGCCAGCAGAAAUGCGUGUUGGUGUUUAUUACCUCAGCGUAGGCGCAGGCUGUUUUGUCGCCAGUAUUCUUCUUCUUGCCGUUGCUCGCUGCAUCCUUUUCCUUAUCAUCUGGCUCAUCACUGGAGGAAGGCAUCACUUCUGGUUCCUGCCAAAUCUUACAGCAGACGUGGGAUUCAUUGACUCCUUCAGGCCCCUCUACACACACGAAUACAAAGGACCAAAAGCAGACUUAAAGAAAGAGGAAAAAUCGGAAUCCAAAAAGCAGCAAAAAUACGACAGCGAGGAGAAAUCGGAUAGCGAGAAGAAGGAAGACGACGAUGGGAAAACGGAAGCAACGAGGAACUCGGGCACAGACGGCUCGGGAGGGGAGCGGCAUUCAGACACUGACAGUGACAGGCGCGAAGACGACAGGUCCCAGCACAGUAGUGGAAAUGGAAACGACUUUGAAAUGAUCACAAAAGAGGAACUGGAACAGCAAACAGAUGAAGGCGAUUGUGAAGAGGAAGAGGAGGAGGAUACCGAAAGUAGGCCUUCACACGAAAAAUCAUAACUCACUGUGGUGUUGGGACUAAGUAUGUGCAAAUGGUUGGAUUUUCUUUGUUGGCUGAUCACCAAAACAUAGACCAUCCAGUAGCAUCUUUGUUUGCCGAAAUACACGUGUUACCAAACAGUUUUCUAUCUAGGUCCUUCUUUUUUUUUUUUUUUUUUUUUAACCAUUAACUCGAUCGCUUGGUACUGUGUUAAUCAUUAAUACCCAUUCACGGAAGUUUUAUCAAUCUGACAAGUUUUUCUAUUGAUUGAUAGAUUGCCCAGGUUGUCCUCAAAACCUACUGAAAACCACAGUUUUCUGGUACUUGCAUAACUGGUCAAUUAGUUUGGCUUCUCAAACGUGCUUUUGUAAAACAGGUAAAAGUUGAAUGACCAAAUCUCGGAUUAUUCCUAGUUAUUUGAUAGCUACUUAGGUAAAGCCCUUCUUACCCCCCAGCUUUCUUGAUAUUUUUCUUGAUUUUUCUUGUCAAAAGAUUGUGAAAACUUUCCUAAGAAAACUAGUUUUAGCAGAAGUAUUUUGCUGAAAAUAUUAAACGGCUGGUAGUGCUGAGUUUGGUGCGGUGUUCUCUGUCUCUCCAGACUGUGUGCCAGCAACUGAGGAAAUCCAAACUGGUUUUGUACAUCUGGUUCGGAGAAAGAUGUCAUCUCCAGCAGGUGAAGGAAUCAGCACAGUUUGGAAAUUACGGCUGUUUUCUUUCUCCUGCUCCAUCAUAAUUAAAAAAAAUAAAUAAAUGUAUUCUGUACAUAAUUUACAAAUAAAGCAAACCAUUUACUUUAACUGCUACUUAUUAUUUAGAGAUUUGAUCCAGCAUUCAGGUUGUAUUAUUAAAGCCAUUUUGUGGUGUAUCUAUCGGAGAAAUGCAAGUCAAGAGGACCUCACAGAAUUAUUUGUGUACGGUUGGUAGCUGUUCCACAAGAGCUUUAGUUUUGUGCCAACAUUCCAUGUAUUUGAGUAAAUUGAUCUUUAUUAAAUGAAAGCAAACAACAUAGCUGUAUGUAUGCCUUAAUGUUACAACUUUAUUCUGGGACUGGAAUGCUUUUUAAACUGAAGAGGCAGGGGAGCAUUCGUCUGCUCAGAAGUAGAGGUAACUCGAAGCUCAUAUGAAGUGACCGUUAAUAAUUUGUUGAUAAAUCUCUUGGAGCCGUCUGUGCGGUCCCUUUUACGCAUCCCUUCCCACCGGGCGCCCGGAGGACGUACUCUGUGUUUUGGUUAACCGCGUGUCGAAGAAGCUGAGACUUGGCAUCGUUCCUCUAGAUGACUUCAGUGGUAAUUAUAGAUUUGAUCGUCUCCCGAACCCACUCCAAGGAGAUGAGGGUAAGCUUGACGUUUUAAUAACUGAUUUGGAGAACUUUUUUUCCUAUCCUAAAUUGCUUCCCCUUCCUUCCAGCGUCGCCAUUUUGGAUGAAGAUACUGAUUUUUCAGAUUGUGCAAAUAUAUACAUCGUAACGGGUGCGUUGAUAAACGAUUCGUGGAUACGGUGUAUUCGGCUCUUAAAUUUCCUGAAUAUUUACUCCAUAAGGAAACAGAUAAAUCGGAUUACUUUUUUAUUAUAGCAAAAAAUUAAAGGACCCCUUACCUAAACAGAUGGACUCCUGGACGCUUGGGUGUUACCACUGAUGAGAACGAAGUCCUGUCGCUGUCUUUCGGUACCUUGCUGGGUACGCGUUGCGCGACGAUGAAGCGUCUUGCCCAAGAGCUGCCUUCUCCCUCCUCUCAGCGGCUGGUGCGGGACGCUCGGCUCGUACAGAGCCCGCUUUCCUUUGUGCUCACGUUUCAUGUCUCCGUGUCUGGCCUUGAGGGCCGAGCUGCCUUUCUUCCUGCGCAAGAAUCUUCAGCUUCUCGGCGCGGUAAUUUGUGGUGCACCUGAGCUGAAGAGCGGCACGACGGCUGGCUUGGCAGCUCUUCGCUCUUUACCACCCAAGCGCAGGGUUAGGAAAAUCGGCAGACAUCCUCGCGGUUUGUCGUGUUAGCUUCCUGCCGAUCCCGACGGGAGCUAAAAGGAGGGUGGCUGACCUUCCGCAUGCGUAUCUUCCAGAAGCCGUUUGCAAAUGAGCGCUUGGGAGAGCACUGUUGGAUGCAGAACGCGUUGCACUGGCCACGUGGCUAGUGGUGGUCCACAGCAGGCAGCGAGCCGCUACCGGUUUUUGAAGACAUUAAUGCAGAGGAUUUCAGUUAUGUUUCAAGUAUGUUUCUGCCUAAAAGGCAAAUAACGUCUUAAGGGCCUUGCUGAGAAAAUAAAGUUGAAACGGUCAAAUAAUAAAUACUUCAGCAGCGUUGCCAUCUGCUCCCUGUGAAGUGGAUGGGUGCGAUCUGCCAGCGCUGCCCGCUGCGGCCUGGGGACAAGCACCUGCAUCUCGGAAUCGCCUAUCAAAAACUUGUACCGUCACCUUUCCGGAGUCCCAGGCUCUCGCAGGUGUUGGAUUAGCGUUGGACUCUUCCACCUGACCUGCGGUGAAUGACUCUGUGUCCUCCUCAGAGGGAGUGCAAAGACAGAGGCCUUGGUGGAGCUGGUCGGUGGUUAAGGAGAGGAGGUCCUGACCCAGUCCUGUAAUCUACAGUUUUCUACAGAAAUGCCCCAAAUACUUCAGAAUCCUUUUGGAAUGAGAUAAUGAGAGGAGUGAUUACGAUGUGCCAGCAGCAGUCAAAUUGUGAGUGGACUGAACGGUGUCCCGACGCACUUCCAGUCCAAAGGGCGAAAACCACAAAGGUACCUGGCCACCUUCAGUUAUUUAGCAGGCCGCUUUUAUAUCGGGUAUAUUUCAAAGUUCUUCUUACUGGUUUUGACUUUUAACUUCCAGAGUCUAGGGUGACCUUAUGGGAACAAGUAUCUACAUAUAUAUAUAUUUAGUGGAAAGUUAUUUAAAUAACUAGCCUAUUAAAAUGUCCUUCCUGCAAUAAAAUUUUAUAGUGGUCUUACUGAUACUCCUCCCAGUGUUUUA